This is a messenger RNA of Lodderomyces jiufengensis, 1167 nucleotides long. RefSeq lists its product as uncharacterized. The coding region runs from base 1 to 1167 and encodes 388 amino acids. The transcript has a single exon. NCBI's taxonomy places the organism in Eukaryota, Fungi, Ascomycota, Pichiomycetes, Serinales, Debaryomycetaceae. The record is from RefSeq and is a predicted model, not a curated record.
AUGAAUAUAGUAACUAGAGUCGGAAGAAUUAAUUUUACUCAUUUAUUAAUAUACUUCAUUGCAAUUCUUUUACCGUGGAUAAGUGUAUCAGGUUCCAAUCAUUUAAGAAACCUUUUCAAGUUUGAUAAUAAAUUAGAUCAUGAUUUUAAUUCUGGACCAUUGUCAUACCAUCUACAAAAAGAACUAACAUUCAAAAUUCCAGUUCACAUAUAUUACAACAAUGAGAAUUUUGAACUUCCGGAUUUAAUUGAAGCAACUCAAAUACAAAUAAACAAUGAGUUAAGGAAUCUAAUAAAUAAUCAUGAGAACAAGAAUCUCUUAAAAAUUGAAUUAUUUGAUUGUCUAAAAUAUAAUUGUACUAAUAAUGAAACUGAAUAUAAAUUAGAUCUAAUACUAAAUCGCGAGAAUUCCCUUGGAGUAUCAUCGGACGAAUUGAAAGCAAUUGUUUUUUAUUCAUUAGAUUCAAUUCAUUCUAAUGAUUUACCAUUCUUAAUUACUCAAACCAUCCUCCAUCAUUUUCUUUAUGGAGAUAUAGAACUUAUUAAUAGAAAAUUAAUCAAGGAGGAUUUUGAUGAUGAGGUUUAUUUCAAAAUGGUAUUUGCUGGUCCUGCGUUUGAAAUGGAGGAUAUCAAGGAUGGUGCACUCUUUGUUAGUGAAGUAAUGAGUAACAUAGAAGGGUCAUCGGAACAAAUCAAUUGUUUAACUAAAUUAGCCUGGGACAUUUUACCGCAGGGCUCUUCACUUACAGAUGCUGAUUAUACUGAUGUUGAUGAGGACAAAUCUGAGAAUAAAGUUAUAAUAAUCUUUCCAAACAAAUUAAGCAAAGUUUUAAAGAUAAGUAACUUCAUAGAGGAAAAAGAUCAAUUAAUUUCCAAAAUACUAUCUAUUAUAGAGAAGCAAUUAGGCUUACCUUCAAAACCAAGUAACAAUUUUAAUAUAAAACUAAACGCUAGUCUAAGAUGGAAAAUCUUAAACACAUUGAGCAAAGUCUCGCGAAGGAUGGAAAUGAGAAACAAUGAAAGUGAAAACAAAGCUGAAGCUUUACUUGCAAAAGAGUACGUCGAUCACUUUAAAUCAAUUAUUCAAGAAAUUAACAACAAUUAUGAAACUCAUUCAUUAAUUAAUCAAUUGAACAAGUCCAAAAAUUUAUUAUAUACUUUAGAGUAA